GGGACAGUCACUGCUCGUAAAGACAGUCAUGGAGAACUGACACAGAAAGCCUGUUUGAGGAGCAUGUGAUUGUUCAGCGAGCAGAAAAGCUGCGAGUCGAGCAAAGGGAAGGAAAACUGUUUCCCGGAUGCGCUUUCUGACUGAUAUUUAUUUGAGAGCUUCAUACUUGAUUUCAAAACUUUCUGGUGCAGACAAUUUUCGGGAUUAGUAAUCCAUGGGAUAUUAAUCUUUUAAUCCAUCUCAGAAAUUUUGAAUUUGGACCCUCUGAGGAUUAAUUGGUCUAAAAGAGAAACUCAAAACUUUAAUGAAAAAAUGACAUCCGUGCAUUUCAACCCUGGGUUAGAUUCCAAAGAAGUUAAUGGUAAUGGGUUGAAAGAGGAGGCAGAGGUGCAGAUCGAUGAUGGAAGGGAAGACACUGAGGACCCAGACACCAUGUACCAUCGUGUCCGGAAAACUAUAGCUCCUUUUGUGAUGUCUUUUGGUUUUCGUGUUUUUGGCCUGGUACUGAUCAUUGUGGACAUCAUUCUGGUCAUCGUGGACUUUUCUCUUUCCAACGGUAGUCACGAUGUUAGAAGAGCAAUGGAGUCUGUUUCUCUUGUCAUCUCCUUCUUUUUCCUCAUUGAUGUGCUGCUCCGUGUAUACGUGGAAGGAUUCAAGGUGUAUUUCAGCUCAAAACUGAAUAUAAUGGAUGCUUGUAUUGUGGUUGUUACCCUGGUGGUCACCAUGAUCUACGCAUUCACCGAUCUCUCCGGAGCUAGCCUGAUUCCCAGGGUGGUCACUUUCCUGAGAUCUCUGAGGAUAUUGAUUCUGGUUCGUGUCUUCAGACUGGCCUCUCAGAAGAAAGAGCUUGAAAAGGUCACCAGGAGAAUGGUGUCAGAGAACAAAAGACGGUACCAAAAAGAUGGAUUUGAUCUGGACCUCACUUAUGUCACAGAUAGAGUCAUUGCCAUGUCUUUUCCAUCUUCUGGGAAGCAGGCGCUCUAUAGGAACCCAAUCAGAGAGGUCGCUAGAUUCCUGGACACCAAACAUCUGGAUCACUACAAGGUGUUUAACCUCUGUAGUGAGAAGGGUUAUGAUCCAAAGUUCUUUCACUAUAGAGUGGAGCGUGUUAUGAUAGAUGACCAUAACGUGCCAUCACUCGAAGAUAUGCUGCGGUACACGGCCUGUGUUAGGGACUGGAUGGCAGCAGACUCCAGCAAUGUGAUCGCCAUCCAUUGCAAAGGAGGAAAAGGGCGGACUGGGACUAUGGUGUGCACGUGGCUCAUCGACAGCGACCAGUUUGAGAGUGCACAGGAGAGUUUGGACUACUUUGGGGAGAGACGGACUGAUAAAAGUAUGAGUUCGAAGUUCCAGGGUGUUGAAACUCCCUCACAGAGCAGGUACGUCGGUUAUUAUGAGAUCAUGAAGAACCAAUACAACCGUCAGCUACCACCUCAGAAGAGCCUGAAAAUAAAGAGCAUUCGAAUCCACUCCAUCGCAGGUGUAGGGAAGGGGAAUGGGAGUGACCUGAAGGUGAAGAUCAUAGUGAAGCGAGAGCUCGUCUUCCAGUGUGUGUGUGCCAAACAGCAGAACUGUGCGGUGUUUCCUGACACUGGUAACAAUGCGGUGGUCAUCAGUUUACAGGAAGGGCCUGUUGUGACUGGAGAUGUGAAGGUCAUGUUUGAGUCCAGUGCUGGUUUGCCAAAGGGUUACGAGGACUGUCCUUUCUAUUUCUGGUUUAACACCUCUUUUGUUGAGAACAACAGUUUGUAUCUUUCGAGGGAGGAGCUGGACAAUCCACACAAAUCAAAGACCUGGGACAUCUAUAAGGAGGACUUCGGAGUGACGUUGUAUUUCACAGACCCUUGAGAAGAAAACUCUCUGAUAGUGGAUAUUGUUUACUGUUUUAGUCUCUUGAGCUGCAAACUGAAGCCAAUGUAAACACUCCACAUAAACCUACAGAUAACAAGAUUUGAAUGUGAUAAAAAUGUUUUCAUUUCAUUGUAUUUUCAUGGUUGUUUUUGUGUGUAAAAAAAUGUAUUGGAAAUUCUUCUGUUUGUACUGUGGUUCUGUUUAUCUCUGGCAGCAGUUAAAAUUAUUAUGUGAAAGAAAUGAUUCAAAAAAAAGUAUUUACAGAUCA
This is a messenger RNA of Cyprinus carpio (common carp), 2119 nucleotides long. RefSeq names its product transmembrane phosphatase with tensin homology (gene tpte). Gene Ontology annotation, molecular function: phosphatidylinositol-3,4,5-trisphosphate 3-phosphatase activity; monoatomic ion channel activity. Gene Ontology annotation, cellular component: cytosol; membrane. NCBI's taxonomy places the organism in Eukaryota, Metazoa, Chordata, Actinopteri, Cypriniformes, Cyprinidae. The record is from RefSeq and is a predicted model, not a curated record. Gene Ontology annotation, biological process: dephosphorylation; transmembrane transport; monoatomic ion transport.